UCUUGCACUCAGUGUGGGAAGAGUUUCAACCGCUCAUCAAACCUUGAUCAACACAUAAGGAUCCACACUGGAGAGAAACCAAUAACGUGCACUCUGUGUGGGAAGAGUUUUCGCCAAUCAUCAUCCCUUUCUAAACACAUGAGGACCCACACUGGAGAGAAACCAUUUACUUGCACUCAGUGUGGGAAGAGUUUCAGCCAAUCAUCAAACUUUAAUCUACACAUGAGGAUCCACACUGGAGAGAAACCAUUUACGUGCACUCAGUGUGGGAAGAGUUUCCGCCAAGCAUCAUCACUUAAUAAACACAUGAGGACCCACACUGGAGAGAAACCAUUUACUUGCACUCAGUGUGGGAAGAGUUUCAACCGCUCAUCACACCUUAAUCAACACAUAAGGAUCCACACUGGAGAGAAACCAAUAACGUGCACUCAGUGUGGGAAGAGUUUCCGCCAAUCAUCAUCCCUUUAUAAACACAUGAGGAUCCACACUGGAGAGAAACCAUUCACGUGCACUCAGUGUGGGAAGAGUUUUCACCAAUCAUCAUCCCUUUAUAAACACAUGAGGAUCCACACUGGAGAGAAACCAUUCACAUGCACUCAGUGUGGGAAGAGUUUCAGCCGAUUAUCACACCUUAAUCGACACAUGAUGAUCCACACUGGAGAGAAACCAUUCACAUGCAAUCAGUGUGGGAAGAGUUUCAGCCGAUUAUCACACCUUAUUCGACACAUGAUGAUCCACACUGGAGAGAAACCAUUCACAUGCUCUCAGUGUAGAAAGAGUUUCAGCAUCUUAUCAUCGCUUUACAGACACAUGAGGAUCCACACUGGAGAAAAACCAUUCACAUGCACUCAGUGUGGGAAAAGUUUUCGCCAAUCAUCAAAUCUUAAUCUACACAUGAUGAUCCACACUGGAGAGAAACCAUUCAAAUGCACUCAGUGUGGGAAGAGUUUCAGCCAAUCAUCACACCUUAAUCAACACAUCAUGAUCCACACUGGAGAGAAACCAUUCAAAUGUACUCAGUGUGGGAAGAGUUUCAUCCAAUCAUCAUCCCUUAAUCAACACAUGAUGAUCCACACUGGAGAGAAACCAUUCACAUGCCCUAAGUGUGGGAAGAGUUUCAGGAAAUCAUC
Molecule: messenger RNA, 1130 nt
Organism: Danio rerio (zebrafish)
Lineage: Eukaryota; Metazoa; Chordata; Actinopteri; Cypriniformes; Danionidae
Source: RefSeq, a predicted model, not a curated record